AUGCCGACGAAAGAUUCCGUCGAGCGUCCCAUCAAGGGACCCAAGCCGGCGUCGAAGUCGUCGAAGCCGGCGUCAAAGUCGUCGAAGCCGACCUCGAAGACGGCGAAGCCGGCCUCCUCGUCCAAGGCAGCCGGAAUGGACAAGCCGAGCUCGGCAUCGAAGAAGAAUGCCGCCUCUACCGCCGGCAACGAAGAGGCGAUCGAUAAGGAGACGCUUCCCGCAGAGGAGGCAGCAAAGCCAGAGCCAGAGCAUGCCAGGACAAGCGAAGGAGCCCCCGCCGAGAAGAAGCGAGGCGGGAAGCGUGCCCAUCAAGACCUGUCCGACGUCGAGAUGGACGACGCCGCGACACAGCUCCCCGACAUCAAGUCGGCCCGCCGCGGUGCCGGCGCGAGGGGUCGAGGGCGAGCCUCCCUGGAGCCUUCGAGCGACGUCGACGAGGGCAGGCCCGUGGCCAAGCGCCCACGACGACGCACGACGCCCCUCGUCGGCCCGCUCAAUGCGCUCCCGCUGCCCAUCGAUCCGGUCCACGCCUCGGACGUCAGUGAGGGCAUCGCUGUCCAGGUAUCCCACGGGGCGCUUCCGACCACCAACAGAGGCGACGUUCUCCUCCGGAAGCUCUUCGUGUGGGGCUCGGGCGACUGCGGGCAGCUUGGCCUGGGUCCUACGGAUGCAGCGAAUCCCAACAAGCUCACUAAAGCGAAGCCGUUCGGAUCGAAGGUCAUCUCGCAGAUGAUCGACGCCGGCGCCCUCGGACACGGCGGCGUCGAGGUGAUUGCUGCGGGCGGCAUGCACUCCGUCCUCAUCGAUGCAAAAGGCAGCAUGCUCACCACCGGAUCCGACGACUACGGCACUCUCGGACGCAAGCACAGGGGCCCGGCCGACGAAGCCGAGGACGCAUACUACUCGUUCGCCCCGGUCGAGGGCAUCUCGCCCACCGGCCGCGGCAUCGUGCCCGGCGACGACGGCGGUGCGGAGGGCGACGUGGAGCGCUAUCGCGCGACGCGAGUCGCAUCGGGGGACGCGGUUAGCGUCUCACUCGACGACCGCGGACGCCUGCGCAGCUGGGGCCACUUCAAGGACGGCGAGGGUGCCGUCUGCUUCUCCGACUCGGACGCCGACGGCUGCAACCGCGAGCAGUGGCACCCGAUCCCGGUGCCGGGCACCGAGCACGUGCAGUUUGCCCAGGUCGCCUGCGGCGAGAAUCAUGUGCUGGCGCUCACGCUCGAUGGGCAAGUCCUGUCCUGGGGCGUCAACGUGUGCUCCCAGCUGGGCCGCGCCGCCAACCUCAGGAAGGCUUCCACCAAGUUUACGAAGCGCGAAGCGCCCAAGGACUGCCUCCUGACGCCCGCGCCAAUCCCCGGCCUUAGCGACUGCAAAGCGAUCUUCGCCGGCCUGUCCAACGGCUUCGCCGUGACCAAGUCCGGCAAGAUCUUGGCAUGGGGUCUCAACACCAAGGGCCAGACUGGAACUGGCCUCAAGGCGCCCAAGGUCGCCACGCCGCACGCCAUCGCCGCGCUCAGCCCUGCGCGCCACGACGGCGCCCAAGUGGUGUCGAUCGUCAGCGGCAACUUCCACACCGCCUUCCUCCUCUCGAACGGAGAGGUGUACACGUGCGGCGACAGCGACGAGGGCAAGCUGGGCCUGCCGAGCUCGCACCCGGCGCUCAAGGACGCGACGGCAUCGCAGCCGGUCGUGGUGCGCGAGCCGCAGCUCGUCGCCUUCCCGGAUCCGCCGGCGUGGGCCCCUGAAUCGGCCAAGACGGCGGACGGCAAGACCAAGAUCGUGGCGCUCUCUGCCGGUAUGCGGUUCACGUUGGCCCUGGCCGCCGACGGCACUCUGUACUCGUGGGGCACCACAUCGGAUGACGCGAUGGGCCAGCCGGCGGAGGAAGAGGGAGGCGACCAGAGCAAGGACACGCCGACGGCCGUUGCAAUGCCCGGCCAGGCCGGCGCGUGGCGCAUCAUGGCGGCGGCGACGGCGGGCCAGCACUCGCUGGCGCUGGCCGUCAAGCCGCCGCAGGAGGACGACUAG
Pseudozyma flocculosa PF-1 is the source of this 2031-nucleotide messenger RNA. RefSeq lists its product as uncharacterized. The transcript has 2 exons. Gene Ontology annotation, cellular component: cytoplasm. NCBI's taxonomy places the organism in Eukaryota, Fungi, Basidiomycota, Ustilaginomycetes, Ustilaginales, Ustilaginaceae. The record is from RefSeq and is a predicted model, not a curated record. Gene Ontology annotation, molecular function: guanyl-nucleotide exchange factor activity. Bases 1 to 2031 code for a protein of 676 amino acids.